AUGGAUGGUAGAGGUGGUAAUGCAGUUGAUGCACUUCAGCGGAACUAUAGGCUAGGAAAAACUCUUGGCCAUGGUUCGUUUGGUAAGGUCAAGAUCGCAGAGCAUUUGCUUACUGGUUAUAAAGUAGCUGUGAAAAUUCUCAACCGUCGUAAAAUGAAGACCCCUGAUAUGGAGGAAAAGGUGAGAAGGGAAAUAAAAAUAUGCCGACUAUUCGUGCAUCCACAUAUCAUACGGCUGUAUGAGGUUAUUGAGACACCAGCUGAUAUAUUUGUUGUCAUGGAGUAUGUGAAAGCAGGAGAGCUUUUUGAUUAUAUUGUAGAAAAGGGUAGGCUACAGGAGGAUGAAGCUCGUCAUUUCUUUCAGCAGAUUAUUUCUGGAGUGGAGUAUUGUCACAAGAACAUGGUGGUCCAUCGUGAUCUUAAGCCUGAAAAUCUACUUCUUGAUGCCAGAGGAAAUGUAAAGAUAGCUGAUUUUGGGUUGAGCAAUGUUAUGCGAGAUGGCCAUUUUCUUAAGACAAGCUGCGGGAGCCCCAACUAUGCUGCUCCUGAGGUCGUCUCUGGUAAGCUUUAUUCUGGUCCUGAGGUAGAUGUGUGGAGUUGUGGUGUUAUCUUGUACGCUCUUCUCUGUGGUACACUUCCUUUUGAUGAUGAAAAUAUUCCAAACCUCUUCAAGAAAAUUAAGGGUGGGAUUUAUACUCUUCCAAGUCAUUUAUCUGCUGGAGCUAGGGAUUUGAUCCCAAGGAUGCUGGUGGUUGACCCUAUGAAACGUAUAACUAUUUCUGAGAUUCGUCAGCAUCAUUGGUUCAAAGUUCAUCUUCCUCGCUAUUUAGCUGUUCCUUCGCCUGAUGCAAAUCACCAUUUGAAAAAGCUUGAUGAAGAAGUCAUCCAGCAAGUUAUGAGGAUGGGAUUUGACAAGACCCAGCUACUUGAGUCUCUUCAAAACAGAAUACAGAAUGAUGCUACUGUUGCUUAUUACCUGCUAUAUGACAACCGUUCUCUUGUUGCAAGUGGCUAUCUAGGAGCUGAAUUUAUGGAAUCAAUGGAGCCUUGUUCCCCUGGAUUCCAUCCAGAAGAUGAUCUGCAGGUAUCUGUUACAUAUGGAUUUUCUCAGGAUAAUGGCUCGAGACCCCAUCUGGCUAGAGACAGAAAUUGGCUUGUCGGGCUUCAGACUGCUGCACAGCCUAGGGUUUUGAUGAAUCAGGUUCUCGGUACUCUUCAAGAACUUAAUGUGAGAUGGAAAAAGAUUGGGCACUACAACAUGAAGUGUCUCUGGCUUCAUAUUCUAGAAAGUGAUAGCAUUACCACCAAUCAUGUGAAUGACCACCUUUAUCUUGCUCAUGAAGCCACUCCCCCAACAGCUCUCAAGUUUGAGUUGCAGCUUUAUAAAGUUCGUGAAGAGAGGUAUGUACUCGAUCUUCAGAGGGUAAGUGGGCCUCAGGUCCUCUUCUUGGAGUUUUGUGCCUUGCUUGUUGUGAUGCUGGAGGCCUCUUAG
This is a messenger RNA of Oldenlandia corymbosa var. corymbosa, 1491 nucleotides long. NCBI's taxonomy places the organism in Eukaryota, Viridiplantae, Streptophyta, Magnoliopsida, Gentianales, Rubiaceae. The record is from the annotation of a GenBank genome assembly.